Orussus abietinus is the source of this 1303-nucleotide messenger RNA. Its product is annotated as pupal cuticle protein 20. The record is from RefSeq and is a predicted model, not a curated record. The coding region runs from base 39 to 869 and encodes 276 amino acids. The transcript is spliced from 5 exons. Lineage: Eukaryota; Metazoa; Arthropoda; Insecta; Hymenoptera; Orussidae. Gene Ontology annotation, cellular component: chitin-based extracellular matrix. Gene Ontology annotation, molecular function: structural constituent of chitin-based larval cuticle.
AGUCAUACAUUCGGAGAAGAGCUUCCGUCGACGUCGGGAUGACAACGUUCGUAGUCCUGUUACCGGCGAUCAUCGUCGGUACCUGUUAUGCAGCUCGAUUAGAGAAUACAUACCUACCACCUGGGAAUGCAGGUAGUGCAGGAGGAGGAGGACUGAUCCAGGCACCAAACAGGGGCGGUGGUGGACCUGGCGGUUCUCAGAGACCAGGUUCUAAACCUGGCUUUGGCGGAGGCGGCGGCGGCUUCGGUGGUGGAAGCGGUGUCGGUGGGGGUGCCGGCGGUAGUGGAGGUCGUGGAAGCGGCGCCGGUGGCGCCGGUGGCGGCGGUGGAGGUCGAGGGGGAGCAGGUGGUGGAGCAGGUGGUGGCGCCGGUGGCAGCGGUGGCCAAGAAAUACCUGUCGUGUCGUUUAAUAGUGAAAAUAACGGUGAUGGCAGUUAUCAGUUUAGUUACGAGACGGGGAAUGGUAUCACUGCUCAAGAGUCGGGCCAAUUGCAAGGUGAAUCGGAAACGGUGAGCGGGUCUUACUCGUAUACCGGUCCUGACGGGGUCCAGUACACGGUUACAUACACCGCCGACGAGGAAGGCUUCCAUCCACAGGGUGAUCAUCUUCCUACUCCACCCCCGAUACCGCCAGAAAUCCAGAGAGGGGUGGAACUCGCCCUCGCUGCUGAAGCCAGAGGCGAGAAUCAAGAUACAUCUGGCUCUGGUCAAGGUGGAGGUGCAGGUGGCAGCGGCGGUGGAGGUGGUGGUCGAGGCGGCGGUGGCGGGGGUGGCGCUGGAGUAGGUCGAGGAGGCGGAGGAGGUGGAGGCUCGGCUUAUCAAGGACCGAACUCGUAUCAGACCAGCUCGAAUGGUGGAUAUCAGUACUAAAACAGGAAACGCACAUUGUGCGAAUCAGUCAUAUCUUGAUAUUUCGUCCAGCACUCCUCGUUCUAUUGCCUUAUUCCUUCUCAACGGCAAACGCGCAUGAUGUACAUACAUAACAUACCGUUUGUACCCUUUUUAUUUAUGAGUGAGGAAAUUCUUCCGUUCCGUUCAGACUUUUAGAUAUCAACGGUAACUCACAAACCGUAUUCACAUGGCUUUCGUCAAAGGUUUUGUCAAUUUUUUAAACUAUACGAUAGAUCUUCAACUUAAGAAUUUUGAUAUAAGAUCAGUAGGCUAUAAGUAUAAGUUUGAUGGCCAAGGAUUUAAUUGUAGAUACGUCCUGUACGUCUAAUGGGGUAUGUUAAUCACUGGAGACUCGAAGGUAAUGUAACAUACCUCAUUUGAAGUCAAUUGUAGAUUACACGAAAUUCUUUCCC